UUGUUGCUAAAUUUAUUACUAAAAAUGGAAAAUGACGAUGAUAUUUCCGAUAUACUUUUGAUGGUUACCAUGCUCAACGAGGCUCGUGAAUGCCUCACUGAAAUGGGCAGUCGUCGCUAUUGGGUACGACCACAGUAUCAAGAUCGCGACACAAAAGGUUUUUUUGCUCUACAUUUUGAUAGAAUCUAUAACAGGAAUACGGCUCAAUUCAAAAAGCUUGUUGGAAUGAGCAAGGACAUGUUUGAUUUACUAUUCGGUUUCUUAGAAGAGGGUUUAACUAAAAACUCAAAUAGGCCAUCAAUAACACCUAAGUGCCGGCUGUUUCUAACACUAACUUACUUGUGUCAAGGAGGUACCAGGAAAAUGCUUAGCGUAAAAUUUAAAAUGGGCCUAACAACAGUUAAAAGAAUUAUUUCUGAAACCUGUGAAAUAAUUUGGGAAGAACUAAGGUCUGUUUACAUAUGUCCCCCAAGGGGCAAGGAAUGGAUACCUUUGGCUGAAGACUUUAAGGAGAUGUGGAAUUUACCCAAUUGUAUUGGCUCGGUCGAUGCCAAACUAAUCAAUUUAACUGCAUCCAGUGCCUCCACUUCGAAGAAAAUAAAAAGCAAACAAAACCUUAUUGUCCUUGCCAUUUGUGAUGCCAAGCAUAUGUUUACCAACAUUGACAUUGGACUACAUAACACACAAACUGAUGAUACAACUUGGAAUUUAGAAUUUUAUAAACAGAUGUUAACUGGAAAAAUACAUUUACCCACUAAUGAGGAGCUACCAAACUCUGAUAUAAAUUUUCCAUAUUAUAUGAUAGGAAGUUCAACAUUUCCCCUUAAGACUUAUAUAAUGCGACCUUAUCCAGCAAACCAACUGACACCGGAUGGUAUAAUUUUUAAUGAACACCUGGCAAAAGCACAUAGCGUUACUGAAAACGCGUUCGGCGUUUUAACAGCUCACUGGAAAAUAUUACAGUCUCCUAUGCACAUGAGUGGGUCUUCUGCGGAAGUAAUUAUUAAGGCCAUCGUUUUAUUACAUAAUUUUCUAAAAACUCAUGAUGAUAGUUAUUGUCCACCUGGUUACGUUGAUGUUUACGAAGGUGAAGAUGUGAUAGAAGGCAUAUGGCGUCAACAUGUUACGAAUCCAUUGACAAGUCAUGGACGUAUAGCUGGAAACAACGCAACACAAAAAGCUUUCGACUCAAGGGACUAUUUAAGGUACUAUGUUAACGCAGUUAAGGAAAUGGAAAAUAAUUAAUGUGUAUUUAAUUUAACAUUUUGAGUUUCUCUUAUGACAAUUUGAAAUAACAUUAAACUGGUUUUAUUUCAACUAAAAAAUUUAAUUAAGCCAG
This is a messenger RNA of Calliphora vicina (urban bluebottle blowfly), 1339 nucleotides long. RefSeq lists its product as uncharacterized. The coding region runs from base 25 to 1245 and encodes 406 amino acids. The record is from RefSeq and is a predicted model, not a curated record. The transcript is spliced from 3 exons. Lineage: Eukaryota; Metazoa; Arthropoda; Insecta; Diptera; Calliphoridae.